This is a messenger RNA of Coccomyxa subellipsoidea C-169, 1907 nucleotides long. Its product is annotated as DUF1517-domain-containing protein. NCBI's taxonomy places the organism in Eukaryota, Viridiplantae, Chlorophyta, Trebouxiophyceae, Coccomyxaceae. The coding region runs from base 963 to 1907 and encodes 314 amino acids. The record is from RefSeq and is a predicted model, not a curated record. The transcript is spliced from 7 exons.
GAAGGAAGGAAGGAAGAUUACAUCACUCCAGCCGCCUAGGGCUGAUUGGAUGAACUGGCAGCAUCCAAAUAAUCAAAACAAUCCAUCACAAAAUGUGCAACACCAACAAUGUCCAACUGCCACAUGAAUUGCUGCAUCGUCACAAUGGCUGCACCAAACAGCCCAGGAUAUCUGUCCCGAACAGAUUGCAAGGCAGGGCACUCAAACACAAGGUGGCGCUCAUCCCCAAUAACCUGCUGGGCACAACGCAUGCACAAACGCUGGGGCCGGGGAAUCCUUGCCCAGCGGCCCGAGACAUUGGGCAGACUAUGACAACCCAUCCUGAACUUCAACAGUAUACGCAAGCAACGGGCACUCAAAGGCUGCUGUAAGAGCUGGCAAGGGUGGCGCACACAAGCUGGCCUAGCAAACCAUCUGUGAUAUGUACACAAGGUGGCAUUGCUGGACGGGCAGGUCCUAGGGCAAAUGUCAAUGUCAUCCCAAACCUGCAGUGCUUGCGCAUCUAGCAGCUGCAUCACAGCAUCAACUUCCACAGGAACAAGGGUGUCAAACCGAAUAACAAACUCAUACCCAAUCCGGCGCAAGCCCCGCAUGAAGGCCCAAGCCCAAUUCUUAACAGUACGGGUUAUGGCAUCCCAACAAUCAUCAAGGGCCACUUGCCUGUGAAAAUUAUUUGCAGGCAAGGCAGCCAAAUUGUUCCAGAACUUGAUAAUGCGCCGCCACCACACACAAUCAAGGGUCUGCUGAUUCAACUCCUUAAGCAAGAUGGCACCAUGCACAGAGGUGGGGACGCCAGCAAUGUCUCUCAGAAUUUUCAGGUGAGAGGAGGCCAAGGCAGCCCGGCCCCGCCGGCUGUCGCCACCAGGAAGGCUGCGCAGGCCCCACACCUCACAACCGUAGGAGGCAGUCGGCGGCACACAUGCAUCAUAUAGGCGCAACAACAGGCCAGCUGACAUGCUGCAAUGCAACUUCCCAUAUUGCUGCCUGAGCUGUGCCCACGCACCCCACAUGUUCCUGUGAAGCUUGCCAAAGGUGAGAUUAAUGCCUUGGGCACCGUCAAAAAGGGCACCCAGGCGUUUGGGAGUGCUAGUCCUGCCCUUGCAGCCCGUUCUGGGGGCCGCGUAGGAGGCAGCUCCUUCAGCUCAGCUCGGAGCUCCAGCAGUGCAGGUUCCUCAGCUCGCAGCUACAGCAGCGCUGGGUCUUCAUCACGAAGCUUUGGUAGUGGCAGCAGCUAUAGCAGCAGGAGCAGCAGCGCACCUUACGGCGGCGGUGGCGGGCUCAACAUCGGCAGCCUGCUCCUCUUUGGCAUCGUGGCGUACUUCGCAGUGUCGGCGCUCCAAUCCUACUUUAAUAACUCCUCGGACACUGACAGCUAUGGUGCGCCCCCUCCUCGGGUGACCGUGGCCAAGCUGCAAGUGGGUUUGCUGGGCUCGGCGCGCUCUCUGCAGAAGCAGCUGGACCGCAUCGCCUCGCGUGCAGACACCAACAGCCCCUCAGGCCUCCACUACAUUCUGCAAGAGACGGUGCUGCAGCUGGUGCGCAACCCGGAGUAUGUGCAGUAUGGCGCCAGCGUGGUGAGCAAUCAGCGCGACCUGGACCGGGGGGAGGCCAAGUUCAACGAGCUGAGCGUUGAGGAGCGCUCCAAGUUCAAGGAGGAGACCCUCGUCAACGUCGGGACUGGGAUUCCAGAGUACAUAGUGGUGACCAUCCUGGUGGCAGCCAGCGGGAAGCUGGACCUGCCAAAGGUGUCCUCUCAGGACCAGCUUGUGAAAGCGCUCAAUCGGCUGGCAGCAGUUCGUGAAGACCAGGUGAUGGCAGUGGAGGUGCUGUGGACGCCAGAGGAUGAGGAUGACACAUACAGCAGGGAUGAGAUGCUGCUGGAUUAUCCCGUCCUCAACAAUCUGUAG